This is a messenger RNA of Cordyceps militaris CM01, 702 nucleotides long. Its product is annotated as protein yop-1. Lineage: Eukaryota; Fungi; Ascomycota; Sordariomycetes; Hypocreales; Cordycipitaceae. The transcript has 6 exons. The record is from RefSeq and is a predicted model, not a curated record. The coding region runs from base 1 to 702 and encodes 233 amino acids.
AUGGCAUUCAGCACUAUUCAGCAGGCAAUGACUGCCGCUUCGAAGCCACCUACGCUACCCUUUUCGCUCCCACAAACUACCGCUGCUUCGCUUCAACAUCGUCGCAUCAACCCGCCCCAACCGUCCCGCACCCGUUUGACUCCAGCUUUAUCCACGCAGCUACCUCCCGCCACCGCGCCAACUGCGAAAAUGUCUUCCGCUCAGGAAAAAGCUCAAAACUACCUCAGCACCCUCGAUAGAGAGCUGUCCAAGUAUCCCGCGCUGAACAACCUCGAGAGGCAAGCCGGCGUUCCCAAGGCUUAUGCCGUCAUCGGUGUCGGCGCCCUGUACUUCUUCCUCAUUAUCUUCAACCUCGGUGGCCAGCUCCUCACCAACUUUGCUGGCUUCGUUAUCCCCGGCUACUACUCUCUUGCCGCUCUCUUCACCGACACCAAGGAUGACGACACGCAGUGGCUGACCUACUGGGUUGUCUUUGCUUUCUUCAGCGUCGUCGAGAGCUUCUUCAAUAUCGUCUACUGGUUCCCCUUCUACUUUGUCUUCAAGUUUGUCUUCCUCCUGUGGCUCUCUCUCCCCAUGUUCCGUGGUGCCGAGAUUAUCUUCCGCUCUUUCCUUGCCCCUACCCUUGGUCGAUACUUCAAGGGCAACUCUCCCAGUGCCAACCUCCGCUCCAAGGUUGACGCCGCUGUCAACAAGUCCGACUAA